Messenger RNA from Hevea brasiliensis (rubber tree), 3035 nucleotides. Its product is annotated as auxin response factor 9. The coding region runs from base 570 to 2666 and encodes 698 amino acids. Gene Ontology annotation, molecular function: protein binding; DNA binding. The transcript is spliced from 14 exons. The record is from RefSeq and is a predicted model, not a curated record. Gene Ontology annotation, biological process: regulation of DNA-templated transcription; response to hormone. NCBI's taxonomy places the organism in Eukaryota, Viridiplantae, Streptophyta, Magnoliopsida, Malpighiales, Euphorbiaceae. Gene Ontology annotation, cellular component: nucleus.
CCCACUAUAUAGAUUAUUUAUUGAUAAUUGCCAAAUAUCACCAACAAGACAAGUGUCGGCCGAUCAAGUUAUGUAUGAGAAAUCUCCCUUUGCAGCAUAAUUAUUCACAGUCGGAGACAGGCAAACACACACAUAAAUAAACUGUGAUUGGUUUGUCCUUGUUCUUUCUUCAUCUUCUCUUAUCAAAAGCAAAUACUUUAAAGUGAGGGGGAGAGAGCGAGGGCAGCCAAGCUUAGAGAAGGAAGGGGAGUGGUUUUGCAAGCUUGGAAGAGUGGUUUUGUAACUAUUAAAGUUGUUUGCUUUACGGGUUUAGAUCUUGGGAUCGUUACACACACACAUAGUAACGGGUGGUUUAGGAGGGGGAAAAGCUUGAGCCUUUGUUUUGUAAAGUGUUAUUUAACGGAUUGUUAGUAAUAAUUGUUGUGAUUAUUGAGUUUUAUUGUGGUGAUUCAAGUGUAUAUAACGAGGUAAAUUAAGGGUACGGAGACGGAGGCUUUAUCGUGUAGACUUUGAAUUCUUUUGGCGGCUAUCGUUUCGUUGUUGACUUGUGAGUUUUUGGCUCAAAAAUUAUGGCGGCGAAUUUGGGGAGGUCUUUUUCCCAAGCUAAUACUGAAGGUUGUGGUGGCGGGGAUGUUCUGUAUACUGAGCUGUGGAAGGCUUGUGCGGGACCACUUGUGGAUGUUCCUCGAAAUGGGGAGAGAGUGUACUAUUUUCCACAGAGUCACAUGGAACAGUUGGAGGCAUCAACAAAUCAGGAGCUGAAUCAGAGUGUUCCCUUGUUCAAUCUGCCGUCCAAGAUCCUCUGUAGGGUCAUUAAUGUUCAACUGCUGGCGGAGCAAGAGACAGAUGAAGUUUAUGCACAAAUUACUUUGCUUCCAGAACCCGAUCAACCUGAGCCUACAUGUCCUGAUCCAUGCCCACCUGAGUCUUCACUAUGUCCAACAGUUCACUCUUUCUGCAAGGUGUUAACCGUCUCUGAUACAAGCACUCAUGGGGGGUUUUCUGUUCUUCGAAAGCAUGCUACUGAAUGCCUUCCGCAGUUGGACAUGACCCAACCAACGCCAACACAAGAGUUGGUGGCCAAGGAUCUUCAUGGUUAUGAAUGGCGGUUUAAGCAUAUUUUCAGAGGGCAACCACGGAGGCACUUGCUUACAACAGGGUGGAGUACAUUUGUUGCGUCUAAGAGAUUAGUUGCUGGGGAUUCAUUUGUUUUCCUCAGGGGGGAGAAUGGAGAGUUGCGUGUUGGGGUGAGACGUCUUACUUGUCAACAAAGCAGCAUGCCAUCAUCUGUGAUUUCAAGUCAAAGCAUGCACCUAGGAGUGCUAGCAACAGCAUCUCAUGCUGUUGCCACUCAAACUCUUUUCGUGGUCUAUUACAAGCCAAGGACAAGCCAGUUCAUUAUAAGCGUGAACAAAUAUCUAGAGGCUGUUAACAAUAAGUUUGCUGUUGGCAUGAGAUUCAAGAUGAGAUUUGAAGGCGAGGAUUCUCCUGAGAGAAGGUUUUCUGGUACAAUUGUUGGAGUUGAAGAUUUUUCUCCUCACUGGGUUGAUUCGAAAUGGCGCCAAUUGAAAGUUCAAUGGGAUGAACCUGCAUCCAUUCUAAGGCCUGAAAGGGUUUCACCAUGGGAAAUAGAACCAUUUGUGUCUUCAGCACCAACAAAUAUGGCUCAACCAGUAGCAGUGAAAAACAAAAGGCCCCGGCCGCCCAUUGAAAUUCCCACCCUUGAUUUAUCUUCAACUGCAUCACAACCAUGGAAUUCUCCAUUGACGCAGUCCCACUAUUUAACACAAUUGAAUGGUACUGCUGAAGGCAAAAGAAAUGAGAAUCAUUUCAUGUGGCAUCACAAGCAGACCGGUAUUAACAGCCAUACCAACUCUAUCUCAAGGUCUCCAACUGAGGGGGGUUGGUUAUCUUCUCCUCAUGUGAAUGUUUCUCGGCAUCUGUUUCAGGAAGCAACUGAGGAUAGUAAAAGUGUCUCCAACUGCCCUGUCAUCUCAGGCUAUUCAACUCCUCAGUCUGCAAAGUUGAAGAAUGACUCGAUCCUUGACCCUGUGGAGAAAGGGAGGAAAUAUGAGGCGGCUACUAGUUAUCGAUUAUUUGGCAUUGAGCUCAUAAAUCGUUCUACAAGCUCUCUUCCUGUUGAGAUUGAGAAGGCACCUGCACAACUAGUUAGCAUAUCUGUUGGCCCCACUGAGGGGCAUGUUCUGAGUACACUCUCAGCAGUUGAUUCUGAUAAAAAAUCUGAUGUGUCCAAAGAAAAGAAACCAGAACAAUUACAAGUAUCACCAAAAGAUGUUCAGAGCAGGCAAAGUUGUUCUGCUUCCACAAGAAGUCGCACCAAGGUUCAAAUGCAGGGGGUUGCUGUCGGUCGGGCCAUAGACUUGACCAUGAUGAAAGGGUAUGAUCAGCUCUUAGAUGAGCUGGAGGAGAUGUUCGACAUUAAGGGACAGCUUCACUGUCAUAAGUGGGAAAUUGUCUACACUGAUGAUGAAGGGGAUAUGAUGCUUGUUGGUGAUGAUCCAUGGCUUGAAUUCUGUAACAUGGUUAGAAGAAUCUUUAUAUGCUCGAGUCAAGAUCUGAAGAAGAUGACUCCUGGAAGCAAACUCCCUAUGUUUUCCAUUGAAGGUGAAGGGACUGUAAUAAGCUCAGAUUCAGCUGAUAACUGAGACAUGGGGCUAAUCCUUUGUGCCUGUUUCAUUUUUGGCCUUUUGUUUUUAAUUUUCUGCUUGCUGUUGCUGUUUGUUUGUUGGCAUGGUAGGCUUUGGUUUGUAGUUGGAGAACGGUUGGAGAGUAUUAACACUGGUUAAUUGGCAAGUCUCAGUUUUUUAGAGCUAACUAGGAAAGGAGACUAUGAAAGAUAUUAUUGACUGGGUUCAAAGGAGUGGUGGGAAUUUAGAGCAAGCCUGUACAUUUUUUGUUAUUUGGUGGUAGUUGGUAUUUUGGACUAUAUAUUUGUGUAUGUAAAUAUUUAAUGUAAUGUUGGAUAGUAUGUGAAAAUUUUAAUGCAAGAAAUGUCAUGCCAGCUCCAUUGUCCA